Molecule: messenger RNA, 3474 nt
Organism: Colletotrichum scovillei
Lineage: Eukaryota; Fungi; Ascomycota; Sordariomycetes; Glomerellales; Glomerellaceae
Exons: 2
Coding region: 999-3197 (732 amino acids)
Biological process (GO): magnesium ion transport
Cellular component (GO): membrane
Molecular function (GO): magnesium ion transmembrane transporter activity
Source: RefSeq, a predicted model, not a curated record
ACUUUUGGGAUCCCAGCUUCGCUUUCCCAUUUUGAAUAUCCCCAGCCUGCGCAAUUCGCUUGUUUCUGCUUCUCCCAUGUUCAUGCUGCACUGCACGUCUUGUUCAGUUUCUUGACCGGGGUCAAGCACUCUUCCUGUUCCCCUCCGCCCCAUUCUGCAUUCUCUUAUCAGCCAAGCUCCCGCCGUUCGUCUGCCUUCUCCCACGAACCUCUGGUCCCUCUGCAGAUACCUACGCCUACGAAUCCCCAGGCGAACAAGACCUGACGCCCAACCGCUGUUCGUCCAGCACCAAGCGUCUGCUUCCUGCAUACGUCCUACAAAGUCCUAUUUCCUAGAUACGGAUACCUUCUGUUAACGACCCUUUACGAACUUGACGAAACGAACUCAACUUCUUCGCACCUCAUCUAAGCUCAGCUCUGCAUGCAAGUGCGCUGACGCAAGCUGGUGUGGCGAAGACAAACUGCCGCCGUCAAUACGAGCACCACACCACCAACUAACUAUCCGUACGCACACUGCGCUACCUCCGCACACUGCGGCGACUCCAUCCUACUCGGACCCAAUUCCUCGACACAGCCUCCCAGCGACCGUCCAUUCUCACAUCGGGAAAAAAAAGCUGCUGUUCGACCCCUCCACCGCUAUCGACCUCGAACUCCUCUUCUCCGAUCCUACUAUUGCACUCGGCAUCUCGAGCACUCCCCUGUCCACAAGAAAGACGACUCUUCGACCCGCCUAAGCUUCGCCAAGAUUGUUGACAUUCGCCUGAUCUCGAUAGCCAACAGCCCGCGAAACGUCAAAUCACACAAACCGAGUCUCGACUUACUCCUACCGAUUGAGGGUUUCUAUGCCUAACGCCCUGGAUAUUUUUGUCAACACAUCUACCCCCGAUCUUUCAUAUCGUAACUAGAUUAAGCGAAUGAUCACGAAAGUCGAAUAACAAGGGCCCCUCUCUUCGAUACAUCUCCCCGGCGACCAAGUCGCCGGCGUACCCAACCGCCGCAAUGGAGCAAUCCGCGGAAAUGUUGACGGCGGCGCAUGAGAUAUACGCACGGAUGGGCGGUUCAACUGGCGAUACUGCCACGAGACCUGCCUCGUACAAGGCCAUUGGUAUUUCCUUGGCUGUAGCCUCCGGCGCAUUUAUCGGAACCUCCUUCGUCAUCAAGAAAGUCGGUCUUCUGAAGGCCAACGAGAAAUACAAUGAAGCUCCCGGUGAGGGCUAUGGCUACCUCAAGAACGCCUGGUGGUGGACGGGCAUGACCCUGAUGAUUUUCGGCGAGAUAUGCAACUUCGUCGCGUAUGCCUUCACCGACGCCAUCCUCGUUACCCCGCUAGGCGCCCUAUCCGUUGUCCUGACUGCCAUUCUAUCCGCCAUCUUCCUCAAGGAACGCUUAAGUAUGGUGGGCAAAGUCGCAUGUUUCCUCUGCAUUGUUGGCUCUGUCGUCAUUGUCAUGAAUGCGCCUGAGAAUUCUGCCGUUGCCAACAUUCAACAGAUGCAAAGCUAUGUCAUUCAGCCCGGGUUCCUGUCCUAUGCCGGUGUCAUCCUCGUCGGCAGCGCCAUUACCGCGUGGUACGCAGGGCCGAGAUGGGGCAACAAGAAUAUGCUGGUCUAUAUCUCCAUCUGCAGUUGGGUUGGAGGUUUGAGUGUUGUAGCAACGCAGGGUCUGGGUGCGGCAAUCGUGGCCCAGGCAGGUGGUGAGGCUCAGUUCAACAAAUGGUUCACCUAUGUUCUGCUGGUCUUCGUCAUUGGCACUUUGCUGACAGAAAUCAUUUACUUGAACAAAGCAUUGAAUCUUUUUAACGCCGCCCUCGUCACACCAACAUACUACGUCUACUUCACCAGCACAACCAUCAUUACUUCGGCAGUGCUCUUUAGAGGUUUCAAGGGCACUCCCACUGCUAUUAUUACUGUGGUCAACGGAUUCUUGACCAUUUGCGCCGGUGUCGUGCUCCUCCAACUUUCCAAGUCAGCCAAGGAUGUGCCCGACACCGCAGUCUUUGCCGGAGAUCUUAACCAGAUUCACACCAUCGCCGAACAAGAACAACCCGAGACCGAGCCCAAAGCAGAUGCUAUUCGUGGAGCUGCUGCGAUCGUGCGUCGCUUCUCCUCCGCCAGACAGAAGAUGGAAGAGGCCGAGUUCAAGCGAUUACAGGAAGAGAAAAUGCGAGAGUCGCUGGAGCCUGUGAGCGAAGAUGGCCAGCCCGUUUACGAAUGGGACGGGAUUAGAAGGCGGAGAACUAUGACGGUUGGAAGUCGAAGCACCAGAGGAACGAUACGAUCGCCUUAUCCUCUCUCGCAAGCCGGUAUCCCUCACACGCCGACUGUCAUCCCUCCCGCUUCUCCUCAGGCCCAUCCACCCCUCGGCAUGUCGCAUUUCCCCACUGAAGAGGAGUUGGCCGAGCACGAUCGGCCUUCCUCUCCCGGUAUGCUUUCAAGCAUUGCAGGUACCAUCCGAGAGCGAGCACGUAGUGUUCUGUCGCCGAACCACCCCCAGUUCCAGGAUCCAAGAGUUCAGAGCCCUAUGCAUCCAGUUCCCUUGACAGAAAUCGCCGUAUCCACGAUCAAAUCAGACGAUGACCAGACACCGUACUACGGCAAGAGCAGAGAGCAUGUGUACGGGCUUCCAGCUGGUGAACAUGGCGACUUGGAAUAUGCCGGUGCUGCCGGCGUGUAUGACCAGCGUGCUGUGUCGCAAGGUAGUGGCUUCAGCGGCACCAGCUCGCAUCUCGCACCUACUCCACCACCACAUUCAGCGAAAAGACAAUUUUCCUUCUCCAACGUCUUCAAGAGACAUCACGCUGAUUCACCGCACCACGAGGACGAUCACCAGCAGCAACAUCCGCAGCUCCGACCCACCAGCCGCUAUGGCCUUGGUUCGCGGGGUUACUCCAGUCCGCAAGUCAAGAACGCUACUGAAGAGGAGCGACUUGGUCUUGUAAAGGGAGACUCUCGCUCGAUGCCUGCCUUGCAACGCUAUGAUGACGAGGAUGAUGAGGAGGACUCGUUCAAUGACGACAAGUUGAGACAUGUGGACUCGAGCCCGAGCCCACCGCAGGCCUCGAGAUACGGACGCGGUAUCACGACGCCGCCUAGGAGAGGAAGUGAUGGACGUGAUACGGACUUUGAAUCCGAGGCACCUACACCGCCCCCUCAUCGGUCACAGCCUGGCGGUGGCGGUGGCCGCCCUAACGCAUUCCUCUGAGCGUAUGAUUAGCAUGAUUUUGGAUUGAUUCAACGCCGAAUAUGACAUGACGUGGAAGGCUUUCUGCUUGGAUGCCUCGGGUGUUCUUCACCUCUGUAAAAGUAAUGGACGAGUGGGUACAUAUCAGCAUUGGGAGAGGCCGCGUCCUCAUGGGAUGGAUAGACCAUGGGAGGUCAACUGUAGAUGGGAGAGAACAGGCUCAGUAGCCUGCAACAUGAGCAAGGCCAUUGUUGGCUCAUCAAUACUUAUAUAAAACACAAAUAUAAACACGUCAAUC